Hyalella azteca is the source of this 3281-nucleotide messenger RNA. RefSeq lists its product as uncharacterized. The transcript has 9 exons. NCBI's taxonomy places the organism in Eukaryota, Metazoa, Arthropoda, Malacostraca, Amphipoda, Hyalellidae. The record is from RefSeq and is a predicted model, not a curated record. Bases 19 to 3036 code for a protein of 1005 amino acids.
UUUAUUUGAGCGGAAAUCAUGAAGCAGUUAAUAUUCAUAUUCAUUGCAACUUUCACUGCAUUGGGACUUGCCGUUAGUGGAGAAUAUGAUGAAACUGGCCUUUUUCAGCAACCAGCGCUCGGAGUUCCGAUUCUCAAAGUAGAAACAUCGAACCCUUACUGCAACUUCAGACGCAUGUUCGGACCUGUCUGCAAUAUGACUGGAUUCAGCGGGAUCCUAAUGAUUGAUUCUGGCUUGCAAUUGCCCGAUGCGCUCGAGAUUUCCGUUACAAAAGCUGACAUGGUUGUCAUGAAUCCUGUAUGUGUGCCGUGGAUCAAGGCUUACGAGGUACAAGACUUCACAACUAUUUGGCACAAGUCAGCAGAAACCGCAAAGGAAAGAAAUUGUCGAACUUGGCUUCGCGUCAUUGAUUCCCACGUCUCGACUCUGAAGUCGGGAAUCCACGACGUCAGUUUGAUAAACUCAUCAGUCGACACGAUAAACCUGGCAAACCUUCGAGACUUUAUGGCAAUGUCCUCAAACCUUUCAGUUAUUGAACAUUUAGACUGGCGAGGGUACAGAGGAAUGAUUGCCUUAUCCAACAUCAGCACAAUAUUCCGAAUCGAAAGCAACGACAAUUUAACAAUCGGUGAAUCGCACAUUGGUAAAAUAGCUCAAAAUGGAUUCGUUUUUAAUGGGCGUGAAAUGAUCAUCAACCAAACCAUCUUCAAUGAAGUCGAUUACAAUGGCAUUUGGCUUAACAGCGGAGUGAUCAAAAUCGAAAACACCAUACUUCAGGAUGUCAAAAAAGAUGGAAUUAUCCUAGGCCAGGACGUCAGAGUCAUAAUGAAAAACGUGACGAUUGAAAAAUGCCAGAAGCCUUGCGUGCAGAUUUAUAAUAUGCGGUAUUUUGAACAUAAAAAUUUUGAGGUGAACGGGAAACCAUUCGAGGAGGAUGCCGAUGUCGUUAACUUUGCUUGGGAGGAACUUUCUGCUGAAGUAAAAUCGCUCGAUUCCGAUGAACAUUGCCGGGGAGAGAGCGAGGGUUUGUCGUGUGACUUCAAUUAUACAAAUGAGACGGUGACUCUGACUCCGACCGAUCAAAUGACCGUCAAGCAAUACAAUAUCAGUAAUUCAAUGGAAUUGCACAUCGUUGGAGCAAGUGCCUUGGACGUCAUCGUUUACAAUUCACACGCCAUUUACACUGAACUGACAAAAGAAUUAUUGAAAAACGAAAGUUCAUUUGAUGCUGGUGGUUCUCUGACAAGCUAUAAUUCAACGUUCGGAAUAGUUCAAGCUGGAAAUCUACGGCAACUAACGGCUCUCGACUCAAAACUCACGCAAAUACACGCGGGCACGAUAGAAAGAGUGACGUCGCAAAACUCGGCAUUGCAAGUCAGGCGACUGAACGUUUCUGAGGAGGCGGAAUUCAGCAAUUCGGAGAUCAGCAUAUUAAAUGCAAACAUAGAUGGCUCUCUCCUUGCGAAUUUUACGGUCUUUGGCAACAUCUCAACUCUCCACAUUCUGGGCGACGCGAAGAUCUUCAACUGCAUAUUCAAACAACUGAGCAUCCAUAGCAUCACCGUCUCCGGGAACCUAAGUUUAAGUAAUGUUACUUUCGAGGACUAUGAGUAUUUGCCAAUCUACGUGGCUGAAGGAGGCAGUCUGGAGCUCGUUAAUGUUUGGCCCAAGAAAGUCUGGCAUUUCGUUUCAGUCGUCGACAGGAAACAGGUGAAUUGGCAGAGUGAUGAUAUAGAACACUUCAUCACUAUCAGACAGCCGCUCCAGAAAGAAAACGUGCUGCUGGUUGGCAAGAAUAAGCUGCACUGUGAACAAAAGCGAUUUAUGUUUUCACCGGCAUUUCGUUUCGAUCAACCCUUAAUCUGCAACUACACAGAUGUUGAGGAAGAAGUGGAGGUUGCGGUCGACCUUAAACCAAAGCCUUUCCCGACUUCAGUGUACAUCAUAGGCGCCAAGUUUCUCAGACUUGCGAGCAUCUGCACCUAUACGAUAGACCUGGAUAACGUGAGAAAUGCCACGAUGGAUUACGUCGCUCAUCACUGUCACUAUCAGCUCAAAAUUUCCAACUCUAGCGUCGCGAACAUUGUUAAUGAACCCGUUACGAUCCAGACACUGGACAGCAUGGUGGGAGAAAUUGAAGCGAUUUUUCCACUAGAUCAAUUAGUUAUUAAUCGAUCAAUAGUGCACUCUCUGACAGCAUCUCCUAUGACUACGGAAGUCUUGAAUGCAAACAUUUCUUCCGUUGAUAUGCUAAUCUGUUAUCGAUCGCUGACAAUGAACGAUUCGUCGAUUGGAUCCGUCACGUCCAUUCAAGUCUUAAAAUUUGGGUCGAUAAUCAAUACAAAAAUUGAUAGAGUAUCAUAUCCGGGAAUCUACGUUGAUGGAGAUUUAAUAUUUGAGAAUGUAACUAUCAAGGAUCUAGAUGUCAAAGCCAUAACUUUCGGGGUUGGUGGUCGACUUUCUCUAAAAAACGUCAUUAUUGAAAAGGGGUAUAUAGAUUCCAUUGAUCUGUCUUCUGGAUCAUUGGAUCUAAUAAACGUCACACUGUUUGGAGCUCCUCUAAUUCUCGAAAAACAUGUCCAACUCAAGAUCAACCGAGAAGAAUCUAAGACUUCUGAACCUGCUAAAACAGACUCUCAGCAACCUACACCAAUCUUGACUACUCCUUUGAGCGUUUCGACCCCGAGAAGUACAGAAGGUCCUCACAAAGUUGUAUCUGAAGCCGUCAAAGCUUCAGUCACCGACGCUCAACUGUCGCCAGAUUCUCCAGGAGUUCCGGAGGUCCAGCCGUGGAUCAAAUGGGCAACCGCUGGAGCGUCCAUCUUCCUGGCAUUGGUGGUGGUUCUCAUUGCAAUUUCUUUGGCCGUCGUCGUCAGGAACAACGGGAGCAGCGAGCCUUUUUCGUUGCGGUUGCGUCGUAUGUUCAGAGCAGCGAUUGAGGACGAGAGUCCAAUCUCGACAGAGCUUGACAUGCACGUAGCACACGAGCACCGCGACUCCUUCACCACACACUACUCCCGACUACCUUCUAUUUGAAGUGGAGCUGAUCUUAUAUUUUGUAUACGAUGCCAUUUUCGAAAUUUAGUAUUAUUUAGAGGAGUGAGAGAAUCCAGCGAUGAAUUAAAAUUCAAUCUUUAAUGAUCCAAAUAAAGUCCAUCUUGCAGCAAACGUAUAUCGUACAAUACGAAUGAUUUUUGGGUUAACUUUGAGCCAAACAAUAAGGGCAGGGUUGAAAAGUGGUUACAGUUCAGAGUGCCAGGAUUGUAGCAGUGAGUUGCGAG